AAUUGUGUCCUAUAUGGAUCACGGUAACUUUUAAAUUCCAAUUAUUUUGCUGUGUAUUAUGUGUCAGAAUUUCGAGGAAUCAAAACUUUAAAAAGUAUUCAAUAACAGUGGAAGGGACUUCUCAAGAUUUUAAGAAAUACGUUCUUCUUCACUUCUGGGUGGCGUCACCUCACUUGGGAUGACACCGAUUGAUGGCACAGCAACUUGGGCUAUAUUGCCAGUUAAUUUUCGUUUAUAGUCCAAUGAACUUGCUUUUCACUGGACUACAAGUGAAAACCUCGCUGCGUGACAACGUGGAGUCGCCAAAGUACCGAUCAAAAUUCUUUCUUUUUCACGAAAUACUCAAAAUUUCAUCGCACUAACACGAUACAACGUGUUCACUCGUUGAGGGUUUCGCCUGAAGGGGACCGAAAAUAUCAAAGAACAGUUUCAUCGUCGCACUCAAUAAUCGGACGCGCAAGUAAAUAAAAAUAAAGACUCUGGUUGGUUAAUCUGACAUAACGAUUAGUACAUCAAGAAGUGAUAAUGAACACAUGCGAAAUAAUCUUUCCGGUUUGUACACGGAGCCGGUCUGGUGUCAAUGGGAAAUACGAGAAUAUUGGAAGUUCAGGCAAUGAAAAAGCCAGAGUUAUUGUGUAUUUUUCAUUUUUAGGUGACAAAACUUAGCAUGUAUUGUAUUUGUUUCUUCAUUGAUUAAUGCAGUGAAGAUUCUACGGAACAUUUUUACUGAACUUUUUAGGUGUUUUUGCAUCGACCUUAGUAAUGGACCUGACGAGCGAUCGUUUUUGUUGUGAUUCUCGUUUAUUCCAAAGAUGCCGACGAAACGGGUUUGAAAGAUGAUAGACUGCCCGAGCAGCGAGAAAUACUAGUUUCAACGAUCGACACAGUCACAUUGAUGAUAUGGCUCAAUACCGUGAGAGAAUCUUGAGUUUUGGGCCGGUCCCAAACCAGCGUUGAUCGAAGUUGGGCUUCAGUGUGUCUGUCGACACCACGAAGUGUGGAACGAAAUUGUAAUAUUUUGCCUUUCGGUUCGAUCGGUCUGAGAGUGAUAAGGAUGGCUUUGUAGUGUUGCGUUGAAAAGUAUUCAGUCUAAUUGCGUGUUGUUUAUUUCACUGUUUUCAAUGAUGAGCAAACUAGAACUGUUACAGGUAGUAGGUUUCGUGCUGUUGCUUGCUAGAACCUCCCGACAGAAUCAACAACAAUGCGGAAUACCGCAAAUCGGUGGAAACGAGUUGAUCGUACACGGACAGGACACAGCUCCGGGUGAUUGGCCGUGGCAUGUUGCCCUUUAUCACCGCAAGGGUCGAUCGAAUGACUACGCAUGCGGAGGAACCAUUAUCAACGAGCAGUUCGUCCUGACGGCCGCCCAUUGCGUUAUGAACAGUGCCAACGGGUUUCAACUGGCUCCGAAUCGAUUAUUUGUACGAAUGGGGAUUCACGAUUUGGACGCGUUUGACCCGAAGUCGGUGCAGCAUCAUGAGGUGGGGAAAGUUUACAAAUUUCCAAACUUUACCCGGCUGAUUGAUGACAUAGCGUUGCUCGAGCUGAGCACGAUCAUUCGUUUCAAUGAUUACGUCCAACCGGCUUGUAUUAACCUGGAAUCGAACAUAACAGGAGAACUCGGAACGGUGGUCGGCUGGGGACUUACGGAAGAUGACGAAACGUCGGCCACUUUGAAGCGAGCAGAUCUGCCGGUGGUAGAUCCGGUUACAUGCCUGAAAAGUGAUCGUGUGUUGUUCGGACAAACGCUGGACCAAGGAUUGUUUUGCGCGGGCUACACAAACGGAACAAGCGUGUGCAAUGGUGACAGUGGAGGAGGAUUUUUCAUCAGGAGAGCUAAUACAUGGUUCGUGGGAGGAAUCGUAUCUUUCUCACAGACUCGAUCGGGCGGUACCAACUAUUGCUACACAAAGGGUUACGGAGCCUUCACACGGAUUGAAAACUAUCUCGGUUGGAUGAGGGAGAUCACAAAAAUGCCUCUCGUGGCUGAUACUGAGGUGCGUAUUUGUAAAGCAGAGGAUCCAGAUCCAGCAAAAACAUAUCCGAAAUAUUUUCCUCGACAAUGUGGAGUUUACAUUCCGAAUCGGAUCGUUGGGGGCACAACUACUCGAGUAUUUGAAUUUCCUUGGAUGGCUAUAUUGCAAUCCAAGGAAAGGGAAUUUCACUGCCCAGGAACACUGAUCAACAAACGUUACGUUCUCACGGUGGCCCACUGCAUAACGAAUCAACUGCCGAACAAAGUAAUUCUGGGAGAACACAAACUUGGACAGGAUGUCGACUGCAAUGAAUCCGAUGACUGUGCUCCACCGGUACGUGUGUACCGAAUUGAGUGCAUCAUAACCCAUCCCGGAUUUGCGUUAAGACGACAGCAGCAUGAUCUUGCAUUGAUACGUUUAGAUCAAGAUGUCACUUUCGAUGACCAUAUACAGCCGAUUUGCCUGCCACACACUUCGGAGCUACGGCGUUAUGAACCCUCUCGCUACAUCAUCACGGGAUGGGGUCGAACGGCAGCUCACGGAGAUUCCUCGGAUGUACUUCUAAAGGCUACCAUUUUUCCGACUAAUCGUGCUCAGUGCCAGCAAUGGUUGAGUACAUCACGGAGAAGUUUUGAUUUAGAUGAGGGUCAAAUCUGUGCUGGAGGAAGACUACCAAAUUUAGCUGAUACUUGCGCCGGAGACAGCGGAGGACCGUUGGGUUAUGGUGCCAAACUGAACGGGAUUCGGUUUAUUCAGUUCGGUAUCUCCUCGAUGGGAGUCGCCUGCGGUACCGAAGCUCCCGCCAUUUAUACAAAUGUUUCUCAUUACAUAGAUUGGAUUGUUGCGAAUAUGAAGCCAUAGUAAAGACUUGGACGAAAUUGGAAUUGAGACGGAAUGAUUGAAAUAAAUAUCUUUCGGAUAGUUGA
This is a messenger RNA of Malaya genurostris, 2902 nucleotides long. Its product is annotated as transmembrane protease serine 9-like. The coding region runs from base 1122 to 2837 and encodes 571 amino acids. The record is from RefSeq and is a predicted model, not a curated record. Gene Ontology annotation, molecular function: serine-type endopeptidase activity. NCBI's taxonomy places the organism in Eukaryota, Metazoa, Arthropoda, Insecta, Diptera, Culicidae. Gene Ontology annotation, biological process: proteolysis. The transcript is spliced from 4 exons.